GUUCUAUCUGUUCGAUAAAUAUCCAAAUAGAAGUGAAAAGUGACCGUGCGAACACUUAUUAAGCGAUAAAAACAGAUGAAAGUCAAAGAACUUCUAUCUUUUGAUAGAAGAAUUUGAGAUAAAAAUCUCAGUUUCGUCAAAACAGCUAAAAUUUCAGGUUUUUGCCAUACUUAAAUAUAAGUCUCCCCCUUGGAUAAACGACACUACUGGCUCGAUUGCUGCACUUUGGCCGAUUACGGCGUUCACAGUUGCAACCGUAUUGAACUAUUUAGUGUACUUUUCCAGUAAACGUCUAUAUAUGCUAGAGAUUGGAGAGUGUGUAUGGGUCUCACGACAACCAGUCAAAGUUAAAACAAGACAUAAAAAAAUGUGUAUGUUACAGAUAUCUUUUCAGUCUUUCGACUUUUUGUUUGUUUUCGAUGUUUUCCGCCAACUCCUCUUUGGAAAUAAAAAUGUUUGUUUGAAGGCUUGUUUGUGUAUUUACAUAGAUUGCUGAAAUGAUACGUCCUACAGUUGAUAAUCAUGAUAAAUCAAUUCCAGCUAUUCUGGAAAUUCCAAGUAAAGAACAUCCGUAUGAUCCAUCGAAAGACUCAAUAUUAAGACGAGCAAAAGUUACAGAAAUCAUGUCUGAAAAUAAUUCAUUUACUUCUCAAUCGUCGUCUCCUUACACUGCUACGUAUGUGAACUGGUCCUUAUUGAUAUUUUCUACAUUUAUAAUUUGUAUUCGUUAUUUCUUACCGUCAUUUUGUAUGCUAUUAAUAACUGUUAUCGAUAAGAAUAAGAAAAGAUUGUCGAAUACGACCACCGGUGGUGAUAAUUAUCAUUCAUUAACACAAGAAUUAACUCGAAUAACUCAAGAUCUAAAACAAUUAUCACAAGUGGAUCAAUUUGCAUUGUAUUCGAAAAAAGAACGUCAGCGUAAUGCUGUAUUAGAACGUUUAAAAAGUUUGAAAAAAGAGCAACAAACAUACGAAAAACAUUUUCAAACAAAACUUCGUAUGGGCGUUAGAGUUGUAACAGUUUUGAUGUCAGCUAUUCUUUUGUAUAAUUUUCGUCGUGAACCAUUGUGGCUGUUUCCAUCAAAUAUAUUUGGAACCAUAUUUAAUCGUCUCGUGACAUUUCCAUCAUCGGUAGAUGGUGGUAUAGGACUCAUAUUUUGGAUGUUGGCGUUUAAUACAUUUUUGGUGUCAGUUAACGAUCUUUUUAAAAGAUAUAGACAAUUUCUUGUGUAA
Molecule: messenger RNA, 1232 nt
Organism: Didymodactylos carnosus
Lineage: Eukaryota; Metazoa; Rotifera; Eurotatoria; Philodinida; Philodinidae
Source: the annotation of a GenBank genome assembly